Anguilla rostrata (American eel) is the source of this 4049-nucleotide messenger RNA. It is a transcript of the gene mob3a, whose product is annotated as MOB kinase activator 3A. Lineage: Eukaryota; Metazoa; Chordata; Actinopteri; Anguilliformes; Anguillidae. The transcript is spliced from 10 exons. Bases 629 to 3082 code for a protein of 817 amino acids. Gene Ontology annotation, cellular component: cytoplasm. The record is from RefSeq and is a predicted model, not a curated record.
CCUCUUCCUCCAAAGACGAGCAGUCCGUGCACCCGCGGGCGGUGUGCCAUGACGUUUCUUCAAAAGAAGUGUUUUAUGUUGUUAGGGAGGGGUCUUCUAUCUGACUUCGCAAAGAAAGUGCAGCGGCAAUAUGUAUUAUUAAGUCCUGAUUGUUAUAGUUAUAAAGAAAUUCCACACCGCGGUUGGCAUUGUUUACUUUAUAUUUUUGAAAUAAGACGAUGUUGUAAAUUUGCAGCGAGUAACCAAAGGAGUUGGACGAUUUAUACUUAAGUUUGCUAAGCGGACCAAGAAACCAGCUUAGUCGGUAAGUAGCUAGCCUACACAGGAAAAGUAGCAGCGAGCUAGCAAGAUGUUGACUUCUGGAACAAUGUUUUUAAAAAUCUUACGGUUAAAAUGUCCCAUGAGCACUAGAAGUGUAAACGGCUGUACGUGUUUCGAGGAAGACUAACAGCUGUUUGCAUCAAGGCGAAUCCUGUCCUGAGCACCAGGGAUAGGGGUAUAGGGGAAAGGGUUCUUCGCCUAAAGCAGAGUUAAACCCCACAAACGUGCGCGGGCGCGCGCUCACACACACACACACACACACACACACACACACACACACACACUCAGCACUGCGCCCUCCGCCACCAUGUCCCUGGUGCUGAAGCAGGUCUUCAACAAGGACCGGACGUUUCGGCCCGUGCGGAAGUUUGAGCGGGGAACGCAGCACUUCGAUAUGUACGAGGUGCUGAAGGCGUCGUCGCUCGACGUCAUGCUGGACUUCAAGCAGGCGGUGCAGCUGCCGCAAGGCAAGGGGCUUCACGACUGGGUGGCCGUGCACGUGGUGCACUUCUUCAACCGCAUCAACCUGAUCUAUGGCAACAUCAGCGACUCCUGCACCGAGCAGAGCUGCCCCGUGAUGUCCGGCGGGCCCGAGUAUGAGUACCGCUGGCAGGACGACGGCAAGUACAAGAAGCCCACCGCCCUGCCCGCGCCCAAGUACAUGAGCCUGCUGAUGGACUGGAUCGAGGUGCAGAUGAACAACAAGGACAUCUUCCCCACCAACGUCGGUGCUCCUUUCCCCAAGACCUUCAUGCAGGUGGCCAAAAAGAUCCUGUCGCGCCUCUUCCGCGUAUUCGUGCACGUCUACUACCACCACUUCGACCGCGUGUCCCAGAUGGGGGCGGAGGUGCACGUCGACUCCUGCUACAUGCGCUUCUACUACUUUGUCACGGAGUUCAACCUCAUGGACCACAAACAACUGGAGCCUCUGGUCUUCAGCAAGGACCAGAAGUUUUGGCCCAGGUGGAAGUUCAACCGGGGAAUGCAGCGCUUCGAGCUGUACAGGGUGCUGCAGGCGUCGCUCAACGCCGGGCUGGACCUGAAGCAGGCGGUGCAGCUGCCGCACGGCGAGGGCCUCCACGACUGGGUGACCGUGCACGUGGUGGACUUCUUCAACCGCAUCAACCAGAUCUACGGCACCAUCAGCGACUCCUGCACCGAGCAGAGCUGCCCCGUGAUGUCCGGCGGGCCCAAGUACGAGUACCACUGGCAGGACGACGGCAAGUACAAGAGGCCCACCGCCCUGCCCGCGCCCAAGUACAUGAGCCUGCUGAUGGACUGGAUCGAGGUGCAGAUGAACAACAAGGACAUCUUCCCCGCCAACGUCGGUACUCCUUUCCCCAAGACCUUCAUGCAGGUGGCCAAAAAGAUCCUGUCACGCCUCUUCCGCGUGUUCGCGCACGUCUACUUCCACCACUUCGACCGUGUGUCCCAGAUGGGGGCGGAGGCGCACGUCAAAACCUACUACAAGUCCUUCUACUACUUCGUCACGGAGUUCAACCUCAUGGACCACAAACAGCUGGAGCCUCUGGUCUUCAACAAGGACCGGACGUUUCGGCCCAAGUGGAAGUUCGAGCCGAGAACGCCGCACUUAGUGCUGCACAAGAAGGCGCAGGCGUCGCUCGACACCAUGCUGUACUUCAAGCAGAUGGUGCAGCUGCCGCAUGGCGAGGGCCUCCACAACUGGGUGGCCGUGCACGUGGUCGACUUCUUUAACGGCAUCAACCUGAUCUACGGCACCAUCAGCGACUCCUGCACCGAGCAGAGCUGCCCCGUGAUGUCCGGCGGGCCCAAGUACGAGUACCGCUGGCAGGACGACGGCAAGUACAAGAGGCCCACCGCCCUGCCCGCGCCCAAGUACAUGAGCCUGCUGAUGGACUGGAUCGAGGUGCAGAUCAACAACAAGGACAUCUUCCCCAUCAACGCCGGUACUCCUUUCCCCAAGACCUUCAUGCAGGUGGCCAAAAAGAUCCUGUCGCGCCUGUUCCGUGUGUUCGUGCACGUCUACUUCCACCACUUCGACCACGUGUCCCAGAUGGGGGCGGAGGCGCACGUCAACACCUACUACAAGUACUUCUACUACUUUGUCACGGAGUUCAACCUCAUGGACCACAAACAGCUGGAGCCUCUGGUCUUCAACAAGGACCGGACGUUUCGGCCCAAGCGAAAGUUCGAGCCGGGAACGCAGCGCUUCGAGCUGCACAAGAAGGCGCAGGCGUCGCUCAACGCCGGGCUGGACCUGAAGCAGGCGGUGCAGCUGCCGCACGGCGAGGGCCUCCACGACUGGGUGGCCGUGCACGUGGUGGACUUCUUCAACCGCAUCAACCUGAUCUACGGCACCAUCAGCGACUCCUGCACCGAGCAGAGCUGCCCCGUGAUGUCCGGCGGGCCCAAGUACGAGUACCGCUGGCAGGACGACGGCAAGUACAAGAGGCCCACCGCCCUGCCCGCGCCCAAGUACAUGAGCCUGCUGAUGGACUGGAUCGAGGUGCAGAUCAACAACGAGGACAUCUUCCCCACCAACGUCGGUACUCCUUUCCCCAAGACCUUCAUGCAGGUGGCCAAAAAGAUCCUGUCGCGCCUGUUCCGCGUGUUCGUGCACGUCUACAUCCACCACUUCGACCGCGUGUCCCACAUGGGGGCAGAGGCGCACGUCAACACCUGCUACAAGCACUUCUACUACUUCGUCACGGAGUUCAACCUCACAGACCACAAGGAGCUGGAGCCUCUGAAAGAGAUGACAUCACGGAUGUGCCACUGAGAAAUGGACCCGCCCCCCCCCCAUUCCCAAACUUCACAUUCCCCCCCCUCUCCAGGAACACAGCCGGACCACACGGGAGAGAAGACUGAAACAGGAAACGCAAUCGGAGAGAAGACUGAAACAGGAAACGCAGUCAGAAAGAAUCUAUUUUUGUAAACGUGUACUGUAAUGAUCUUUUUAACAGGAGAGCUUUUUAAGCAGCCUAUUUUCUACUGUUUUUUUUUUUUGGAGAAGCGGAGAAGUUCUAUUAGUGUCCAGCUUACACCAAUCAUUCUUUUCUUUUUUGGUGAAAUGUUUUUUUUGUUUUUUUUGUUGAUAUUUUGUUGUGCCUUUCUGUUCAGUGUGAAACAUUAUGGCUUUUACAUAUUACGUAUGUGUUUUUAAAAAGAACGUUUUUUUUUUUUUUUUUAAAAGCACCCUUGAGAUUCACGCGCCUGCCACAACCGGUUUACCGAAUCCUUCGUUGUCGGUUGUGUGGCGCAGACCAACGAGUAGCUUUGGUAGUGUUGGUCGUGAUGUCUUCAGAAACCUGACUCAGGAACUGAUUGGAUAGCUAUGGACCGCCAGAGAUGGCCGUAGGGGGCUGCUCGUGCGGUGUGCUUCCAGGGCCUGACGGGUGUAGCUUAAUGCCCCUCACCAGCGUAGGAUCAUGGAGGUUUUGGGCAGGCCUCGCUGCGUUACCCUGCUGUAAUCGGUACUGAACCUUUUGUCUCCGGUUCCCUGCCCCCCUGUGCCAUUCCUCUCUCCCCCGCCUCAAGUCCUUCGAUAUAUUUUUGCUUUUCUUUUUUUUUUUCUUUUUUAAAUAUAUAUUUGUUUGUUUUAUUAUUUUGAAAAUUCCUAAUUCCUGCCGCUUUGAUUUUUCUCUCCCAUUCGUUUGUCCUUGUCGUCCUUUUUAUUGACUGCACAUUUUAUAAGUUAAUAAAGUUGAUUUUCUGUUGCCUCUGUGUGCUGCGGGGGUGCAUAACGA